Molecule: messenger RNA, 1491 nt
Organism: Quercus robur (English oak)
Lineage: Eukaryota; Viridiplantae; Streptophyta; Magnoliopsida; Fagales; Fagaceae
Exons: 4
Coding region: 1-1491 (496 amino acids)
Molecular function (GO): RNA-DNA hybrid ribonuclease activity; nucleic acid binding
Source: RefSeq, a predicted model, not a curated record
AUGCCCUUUGGUUUAAAGAACACAGAGGCAACUUAUCAAAGUUUGGUUAAUCACAUGUUUCGUCCACAGAUAGGACGGAAUGUAAAGGUCUAUGUCGACGACAUGCUUGUGAAGAGCAUAGACAAGGAAAGCCAUUUGGACGAUCUACAGGAAACCUUUGAAACACUUAGGCGAUAUAAGAUGAAAUUGAACCCAAGUAAGUGUGCAUUCGGAGUAUCGUCGGGAAAGUUUCUGGGGUUCAUGGUUUCGCAAAGAGGAAUCGAAGCGAAUCCAGACAAGAUCCAAGCCAUAUUGGACAUGGAACCACCGAAGAAUAUCAAGGAAGUCCAAUCCCUCACUGGGCGAGUUGCUGCUUUGAACAGGGAAGGCAUUCGAAUGGACGGACGAAUGUCAAAAGGCCUUCCAAGACCUGAAGGACUAUCUCACUAUAGCUCCAUUAUUAAGUCCGUCCAUGCAAGGAGAGGAACUGUAUCUAUACUUAGCGGUGUCUCCACAUGCCCUUCUAGAAAGUUAAGACAUUACUUCCAAGUUCAUGUCAUCAAUGUCAUGACGGACCAUCUGCUCAAGAAGGUAAUGAACAAGCUAGAAGCUGCAGGACAGCUGAUUCAAUGGGCGGUGGAACUUAGUGAAUUCGACAUUCGGUACCAACCGAGAAAUGCAAUCAAGGCCCAAGCCCUAGCAGAUUUCAUUGCAGAGUUCACCCCGAGUUAUGAGGAUUUUGGUGAAAGAGAGUACAAUAAAAAAUGGGUCGUCCAUGUAGAUGGAUCGUCUACAUUGCAUGCUAGAGGAAUAGGAGUUGUUUUGCAAUCACCAGAAGGAGACAAAUUAAAGUACAAGGCUUGUUUGCUAUACCAAACUACUAAUAAUGAAGUGGAGUAUGAAACCCUUUUAAAGGGGUUGGAGUUGACUAAGUCUGUAGAAGCAAACUCAAUACUUGUCUUGGGAGACUCUCAGUUGGUCAUAGGCCAAGAAGAGAAUGUGGAAGCAGAUAUUCUGGCAAAGGAAGCGUCUGCGAAUGAAGCAAUGGACGAGUUGGAUGCAGUACAAUACAUGCCUAGUAUAGACCUUCCAGAGAUGCUGCAGAUAGAGGGUGAUGAAAAUUGGAUGACCCCAAUAGUGUCAUACUUGAAGGACGGAAGGCUUCCAGAAGAGAAGGACGAAGCUAAGAAGCUCAGGGUCAAAUCAGCCAGGUACAUACUUAUGGACGAAGUGUUAUACAAAAGAGGUUUUUCCCAGCCUCUCCUAAGGUGUUUGGCUCCGGACAAGGCAAACUACAUGUUGAGGGAGGUUCAUGAAGGAGCAUGUGGUAACCAUUCGGGAGCUAGAUCACUCGUCCAUAAAGUCAUCCGUAGCGGAUUCUAUUGGCCAACCAUCCAAGCUGAUGCUAAGGCAUAUGUUAAGGUAUGUGAUCAAUGUCAGUGCUUCAGCAACAUUCCUAGACAGCUAGCAGAGUAUCUUAGGCCAAUGAUGGCCCCUUGGCCUUUCGCGUAA